Molecule: messenger RNA, 1665 nt
Organism: Ambispora leptoticha
Lineage: Eukaryota; Fungi; Glomeromycota; Glomeromycetes; Archaeosporales; Ambisporaceae
Source: the annotation of a GenBank genome assembly
AUGGGUCCCGCUUCUGCGGGUAACCUACGAGUAAAAGGAGAAAACUUUUAUCGGGAUGCAAAAAAAGUAAAAUUCGUUAAUAUGCUAAAAGGUGGAACUGCUAAACGUAAUAGUAAAGGAAAAAUUAUUAAAGAUGCGCCGUUUCAAAGUCGUAUUAAGCCUAUUGCUAGAAUUCAACCAGAUAGGCGGUGGUUUGGAAAUACUCGAGUAAUCGGCCAGAAACAAUUGGAGGAUUUCCGUGAAAGUUUAGGAGCUAAAGUUAAUGAUCCAUAUCAAGUUUUAUUACGACAAAAUAAAUUACCUAUGACUUUACUCGCCGAUGCUGCCAAGGUGACUAGAAUGCAUAUGUUGGAGACCGAAACAUUUUCAAACACAUUUGGACCAAAAGCACAGCGAAAACGGCCUAAAAUAAAAGUUGAUUCGCUAGAGGAGUUACUCAAUAGUACUAAAGAAUCGUUGGAAGGUUACAAUGAAAAAAACGACCCGUCAUUGUUAUCCAAUAUUAACACAGAUUGGAUAGAUGAGGCUCGGGAUAGUUUGUUCUCAAAAGGUCAAUCAAAACGUAUUUGGAAUGAACUGUACAAGGUUAUCGAUUCUUCAGAUGUUGUAAUUCACGUGCUAGAUGCACGUGAUCCAAUUGGAACACGAUGCAAGAACGUGGAACAAUAUCUGAAAAAGGAAGCCAGUCAUAAACAUUUGGUGUUCCUUUUGAAUAAGUGUGAUCUUGUUCCUACUUGGGUCACGGCAAAAUGGGUGGCAGUGUUAUCGCAAGAGUAUCCAACGCUCGCAUUCCACGCAAGCAUUAACAACUCUUUUGGUAAAGGAUCUUUAAUACAGUUACUACGUCAAUUCGCAUCAUUGCAUUCUGACAAAAAGCAAAUAAGCGUCGGUUUCAUUGGAUAUCCAAAUACCGGCAAAAGUUCAAUAAUCAAUACAUUACAAAACAAGAAAGUGUGUAACGUCGCACCGAUUCCUGGCGAGACUAAAGUUUGGCAAUACAUUACUCUUAUGAAGCGUAUAUAUCUGAUUGAUUGUCCUGGGAUUGUACCACCCUCACUCGAAGAUACAGAAACUGAUAUCGUGAUGAAAGGUGUUGUGAGAAUAGAAAAUCUAAAGACACCCGAAGAUUAUAUAAUUGAAGUGCUCAAACGGGUUCGUAAAGAUUAUAUUCAACGAACAUAUGAAAUUAGUGAAUGGGAAGAUCAUAUCGAUUUUCUUGGACAAUAUGCACAAAAGACUGGCAAACUGUUAAAGAAAGGCGAGCCAGACAUUCAUACUGUUUCAAAAAUGAUAUUAAAUGAUUGGCUUCGAGGUAAAAUACCAUAUUUUACACUGCCGCCUUCGGAUGAGAAAGAGAGAGAAGAGGAAAGCAUAAAGGAGGAAAAAAAACAACCAAAAGGUGUCGAACAAAUAUUUCAUAAUAUUCAAGUCUCAGCUGAUUUUCUCCCCGAUGAUUUGAGAAAAGACUCGGAAGUUACCACAUCUGAUGGCAUUUCUUACUGUUACGAUAAAAGUGAUGUUAUCGAAGAGAAUAUCAAAGAUGAAACGAAGGGUCAAGAUGAAAGUGAGGUUGUUGAUUGGGAUGAAAUAUUUCAAAGUGUUGUUGGAAAAGAAGCUUCUGAAAUGGAUGGAAUAGUAACCAGUGAUCCAGGAAACAAGAACUAA